AUGGCGCCGACAAGCGCAAAUCUCUCACCAGCCGAGCUGAGCUACCUACACAAGUCUCUGUCGCAAACACCGCCUAUUCGUCCCGAUGGCCGCAGUUCCACCCAAUUCCGACCUCUCGUUGCCGAAUCCGAGAUCCUGCCCUCAGCGAACGGUUCCGCGCGUAUUUGUUUCGCCGAUGGUACAGAAGCAGUGGUUGGCAUCAAGGCCGAAGUGGAAAAGAGCGCUGGAUACGGCCGUGAUUAUGCUGGCGAGACGGAAAAGGACAAUGGUCUAGGUACCGCAGGAGGUGCUGAGAUUGAAAUGGGAGGUAUGGGUCAGGGAGACGAGACUAAGAAAGGAAGGGACACUUGGGUCGAGGUGCAGAUUGAGAUGCCUGGAUACAGAGACGACGAUGCCCUGCCAGUCUUCCUGGGCGCCAUGUUGCGCGAAAGCCUGCUGGCUACCGAAGUCUUGAAGAAUCGCCUGUACAUCAACCGUCGUUUCCACUGGCGCCUGUACAUUGAUGUGAGACAAGUCCUUGGUUUACUUGUUGCCAGAAGAGGAUCGCUGACUUGUGAUACANNGAUCCUACUACUUUCCGCACCGCUAUCGUACCCCCUGCCUCUGCUCUCGCUAACGACACAUCUCGCCCUCCAACACACAAAUCUCCCAGCCCUCAUUUCAGAACAAGACGAAGAUCCUUUAUUCAACGACGACUGGGAUGCUGCCGUACCCCUCUACCCCUCAGGCCAGAAGCCUCCCGUCACACUACUCCUCGCCUCAAUAGGCCCAAACAUCCUCUUCGAUCCCAGCGGCGACGAACUCGCAGUUGCAGAUUCAGUCGUUGCCGUCAGUGUUGCUCCUUCAGCAGAGAAACAACUCGCCGUCAUGGCCGUCAGAAUGGUGGAUCCGCCAUCAAGGUUGACGGGUGCAGGUACNCCUGAUGUUCUCAACACCGCCACUGGAGGUGCCGCCCCGACAAAGGCAGAAGCUCUGGCAGUGAGGGAAACCGACAGUGGAGUCUGGAGACCGCCUAGAGGUGGUGUGAGCCGCAGCCUUGUGGCUCGCAUGAUCAAGAUGGUCGUCGAGAAGGGUGGUGUUGGUGAAGAGAUUCUCGAGGCCUUAGACAAGGUUGAGACGUGA
This is a messenger RNA of Aureobasidium musti, 1122 nucleotides long. The record is from the annotation of a GenBank genome assembly. NCBI's taxonomy places the organism in Eukaryota, Fungi, Ascomycota, Dothideomycetes, Dothideales, Saccotheciaceae.